UGCUUGCAAAUUUAUGAGAACUUGUCAUUGCUGAGCAGUUUUUUGUUGAAAAUAAAAAAAAAUUGAAUAAAAAUUAAAAUAUGCCGACCAGUGAAGUUGCGGUUAACAAGAUAAUUGUGCAUCCUUUGGUGCUUUUGAGUGUCGUUGAUCACUUCAAUCGUAUGGGGAAGAUAGGGAACCAAAAGCGUGUUGUUGGUGUUUUGCUUGGUUGCUGGCGUUCGAAAGGCAUUUUAGAUGUAUCAAAUAGUUUUGCAGUGCCAUUUGAUGAAGACGAAAAAGACAAAUCUGUCUGGUUUUUGGAUCAUGAUUAUUUGGAAAAUAUGUAUGCAAUGUUUAAAAAGGUAAAUGCUAGGGAAAGAGUUGUCGGGUGGUACCACACCGGUCCAAAAUUGCAUCAAAACGAUAUAGCUAUUAAUGAACUGAUCAGACGAUAUUGUCCAAAUUCAGUUUUAGUUAUUAUAGAUGCAAAGCCUAAAGAUCUUGGUCUUCCAACGGAAGCUUAUAUAUCGGUUGAAGAAAUUCACGAUGACGGUACACCGACAUCAAAAACAUUUGAGCAUGUUCCAAGUGAAAUUGGUGCAGAGGAAGCUGAAGAAGUGGGUGUGGAACAUUUGCUUCGAGACAUCAAAGAUACGACUAUUGGAAGUUUAUCACAAAAAAUUACUAAUCAACUGAAUGGACUGAAAGGAUUAAAUGCACAACUAAAAGAAAUUAAAUUCUAUUUGGAAAAAGUUAGUAUGGGAGAAUUGCCAUUAAAUCAUCAAAUUGUUUACCAACUUCAGGAUAUAUUCAAUUUAUUACCAAAUAUAACUUCUGACCAGUUUACAGAGACUAUGUAUAUUAAAACUAAUGAUCAAAUGCUAGUCGUCUAUUUGGCGUCCAUGGUUCGAUCUAUAAUAGCAUUACACAAUUUAAUUAAUAAUAAGAUAACAAAUCGGGAUGCUGAAGAGGGAAAAAAAGACGAUCGGGAAAAAAAAGAAAAGGAAAAGGAGAAAAAGGAGAAAGAUGAAAAGGAUUCAUCGAAAAAAGAAGAUAAGGAAAAAGCUGUAAAAGAAGAAAAAUUGAAAAAGUAAUCUGUUAUAAUAUACUUGUAUUAAUAUUUCUAAAUUAAAAACGUUUAAUUAAAUAUUUUUAUAAAUUUAAAUUUAAUUUGAAUUUUACACCAAUAAAUUACAUAUUUUAUUUA
Messenger RNA from Condylostylus longicornis, 1186 nucleotides. RefSeq names its product 26S proteasome non-ATPase regulatory subunit 7 (gene Rpn8). Gene Ontology annotation, biological process: proteasome-mediated ubiquitin-dependent protein catabolic process. The coding region runs from base 81 to 1073 and encodes 330 amino acids. Gene Ontology annotation, molecular function: protein binding; metallopeptidase activity. NCBI's taxonomy places the organism in Eukaryota, Metazoa, Arthropoda, Insecta, Diptera, Dolichopodidae. Gene Ontology annotation, cellular component: proteasome regulatory particle; proteasome complex. The record is from RefSeq and is a predicted model, not a curated record. The transcript has a single exon.